Molecule: messenger RNA, 378 nt
Organism: Coccidioides immitis RS
Lineage: Eukaryota; Fungi; Ascomycota; Eurotiomycetes; Onygenales; Onygenaceae
Exons: 2
Coding region: 1-378 (125 amino acids)
Source: RefSeq, a predicted model, not a curated record
AUGAAUAUUGCUGGCUCUGUUAUGGUAAUGGCAUACUGUAAGCACAUUACAGUCAAUACUGAUGAUAUAAAGCUCAUUCUUGACAUCAGUGCUAAAAUCAGAUUGAACUAUUUCAGUCCAAUUGAUGUAUCUGAUUGCUCUGCCUCUGCUGCCACCACCUGCCACCUGCAUGCUGUCUCCACCUCAUCAACUACCACUGCCAUCUUUCUGCCUUCCCCUGGCACCAUCAGGGUCUCUGUCUGUCAAAUAACAGAUAUUAGAGCCCCUGUCUGGUUCACAAAGCCAGUUCUGGAGAAGCAAAAGGAGAAGAAGAAGGAGAAGAAGAAGAAGAAGAAGAAAAACAAUGAUAAUGAUGAAGAUAAUAAUAAUAAUGAUUAA